CAGAGCCAGGGGCGAGCUUGGGUGUGCCCUGCAGGCGUGGGGGUGUAGAGGCCUGGCCUGGGUCCGGCUGGCGGCCGAGCAGAUGGCGAACGGGGAGCUGGACGAGGAGAGCCUGCAGGAGCUCUACAGCUGGGUGGAUGCCGUCCCCCUGUCCCGCCCCAAGAAGAACAUCACCCGGGACUUCAGCGACGGAGUUCUAGCAGCAGAAGUGGUGAAAUUUUACUUUCCCAAAAUGGUGGAAAUGCACAAUUAUGUCCCAGCUAAUUCAACGCAACAGAAACUCUCCAACUGGGGCCAUCUCAACAGGAAGGUGCUGAACAAGCUGAAUUUCUCCAUCCCGGAAGAUCUGAUCCGGAAGAUUGUACAGUGCACGCCUGGCGUGGUGGAGCUGGUGCUACUCCCACUGCGGCAGAAAAUCAAGGAGAAGCAGAAACAGAGCAAGGUGGCAUCUGGCACAUAUCAGGAGCUGGGCACACGCUAUGCACUCCAUGAGAAUGGCCAUAUGGAAACAGGCUAUUCGUCGAAGCCAAAGACCAGUGCCGCAGGGAUCUACGUGCAGCAGUCCCCACGAGCGGAAAGGAUGAACAAGGGCCAGCAAGGCUAUGCCCAGGCACUGCCGGGAGACACCAGCUUUCGCAUUCAGUUAGCGGAGAGGGAGCAGGCUCUGCUGGCUUGUCAAGAGACGGUCCAGAUCCUGCAGAUGAAGGUGCGGCGGCUGGAACACCUGCUCCACCUGAAGAACGUUCGGAUUGAUGACCUCACGAGGCGCCUACAGCAAGUGGAGCAGAAACAGAAAUGAGGCGGCACUCGGUUUCCCUCCCACGCCCUUCCCUGCGACUCUCACACCCUCAGAACCUCUCACAGGCACACUUGUAAGAGCCGGCGUUCCUGUGCCUCUCCCACUGCUAAUCUCUCCUCCUGGGCUUGGAGAGACCGAGUUGUCCCAGGCAGGACUGGUAGAGUUUGAAUUUGAAAAAUGACAUAGGGCUCCCAGUUACUUACAAUCCAAGGGCAACACUGAGGGGAAAAAAUAAGGCCUGGAGUCCAAGAGUGAAAAAUGCAGAUGCACAAGCACAGGUAGCAAAUGCACAUCUAGAAGUUCACCUGGAAUUGUGCCUGAGCGUGUUGUAAUUGUCUAAGUGCACCGGUGCUUGUGCAUGCAUUUGUUAGUCACGUUUAUGCAUCUGCAAUCAAUCGGCUUUGCAUUCAUUGCAAUUAUGGACAUGGACCUGCAGUUGUGCAUGCACUUAGACAAUUGCAAGAAAUGCGAGUGCAAAUGUGCCCUCACAAACGUGCCGGAAGGUGAUCGGGCUGAGGCAGUAUUUGGAGCGCCGGGUUUUCUAUCUAUAACCAAGUCCAGUGACUUUCACUCCGAAUAUCGACUCCUUUGCUUUCCAGGCUUUAGUUCCAGGCCACCCCUUUGCCUGUUAAUUGUUUUAAAGAGCCCCAAACCACCCCCUUUUCUUCCAGCUGGUGGCUCCUGGGUGACCGCUGAUGCAUGGGGAAGGAAUGGAUCAUUCCCAAGGAUGCUUUUCUACAGGCGCGAUCCUGGAGCCCUCACGCAGGGACAACUCCCACUGCAGGCUGAGAGUCUGUCUGCGCAGCACAAGCUGGGCACAGGGCAGCCUACCUGAGCCAGCGUGAAUCCAGCGAGUGCAGGUCACGUCUCCAUGAAGCCAACGCAGCACAGGCUACUGAGCAGAAUGCGUGGCCAGGCUCUGGGCCGGGCCGCACUACCCAGGCUGACGCCCCUCCUGCUCUGUCUUAACUGCUGUUACCCAUGCUAGCCAGCUCGGGUAGGCUAGCCCACGCCAGCUGGUGCUGUGUAGACACACCCUGAGUAAGGCUCUCUGGGAUCAGGCCCUGUGGAGAUCAGUCGCUGCCACCCAUUGGUCAGUUUACUCUGGGCUCCAUUGGGAUACAAGCAUGAAAAGACGCUUCGCUCCUGGCUCUCUGCUCCUAACAGUUUGGGGUUCUGCAGCCCGUGGGUGGGUUCAAAGGCUGUCUGAGUAGAAAGGGGCCAUCUCUGCCAUGGUCCAAGGGCUGACAAUAGCAACAGGAGCAGGGCUGACCAAGCACAGUCACAGAGAAGCCUCCUGCUGGCCCGCGGCUGCUCUCAGACACGAAAGCUACAAACUCAGGGCCAGCCCCUCACCUGCUGUAACCAGGAGUAGCUGUCCUGGGGUCAAUGGGCCAGGUCCCGGCUGCUGUAACCAGGAGUAGCUGUACUGAAGUCAGUGAAGCGAUGCUGACUUGCAUCAGUGGGAAUCUGGCCCAUCAAUGAUCUUCUAGCCGGGGAUGGGACCGAGCUGCCGUAGCUGGCCCUGCAUUCUGAACGCGUCCGAGCUGGAUAAAGAGCCGCGCCUUGGCCCAAAGGGAGCCCGCAUGUGGGUUCAGACUGACACCGCCUGAAAUUCUGAGGGGUGUGGGUCAGAGGCUGGGUUCAGGCCCCGCUCUGCUACCUUCUCUACAGUCAGUGCAGCUACGUCACUAUUGCUUGGCACAACACACUUGCCUUCAGCUUCCUGCGGUCCCGGAAAGCUGCCAAAUUCCCACACCAGCCCCAGUGACUCCCCUGGGAGGGAGAAUGCCCCAUUGAUCUCUGGGGAGUUAGUCCUGGUUUGCAGCAGGGUCAGGGAGAGCAGAGUCUGGCCCCGUGUUUCUCCAAGGCAGCAGGAGCAGCAUAAAGAUGCCAUUAAGAAGCAGCUGAUGGGAACGCUCAGGUUAGGAACCAUCCUGCUCACUGGUAGGGCCUGGAAGUGGCUCCCAUCUGAUGAGCGCCCAGUGCCAGCAGGCCCUGAUCCGGCACCCACUGGUGUCAUUGGGACUAUUCCCACUGACCUCAACGGCCCCUCAGGAUCCCACUCCAGUUCCGAAUGGAGGGGGUCCAUCAGGGCCAGGGCAACCAGCAUGAACUGGGCCCCUCCUUGGCAGCCUCAGAGAGACCACGGACUGAUUGAGCCAAGAAGACUGAAUUCCCCAGACAUCCGUUCUGGCUGGGCCAGUGCAGGGAAGUUUGCCCUGCCGUACCCUGAAGACCUGCUAGGGUCUUCAGCCCCCAGGGCUGUCAAGCCGACACUAAACUGAGCAAGGGAAGUAACUUUGCUGCUUUCCCGUAUGUUCCUGUGUGGCGAGGGGGGCGGCGUCCCUUUGUCUUUGUAACUCGGGAUUCUGGAUCAGGGUCCUUGCCUCUCUGGAGUCCGUCUGCUCCUCCUGCACCUUCUCCUUGCCUCACUGGUGCUGACAGCACUGCAAGCACAGCUGGCAACAGGAGGUGGAGUAAAAUCUCCUCUGAUCUUUAAUCUCUGUUCCAUCUUGUGCACCCUGCCAUGGCAGUCGAUACCUCCGUGUCACGCAGGCUGAAAGAGCAGAAUGCCAAGCAAAGCAUGGGAGAGAAAAUAUAGGCCACAAAUUAUCCACUUUGCUGCUAGACCUGCUGGUCACCUCCACCAAUAUCCAGGUAUCAGGUGCUUGGGGGGCACAACCCAGCUGGGUAUGUACUUCAUCAUCUGCCAAGGGGACCCCCCACUUAUCUACCAUAUGGACCUCCAUAUCUAUCAUAUGGACCUCAUUAUGUACAAUAUGGACUUCAGUAGCAACCAUAUGUAUACCGUAUCAUCUCAUGAUGUUCCAUUGCUAUUUCAAUGGAGCGUAGCAGACCAGAUGCUGGAGCCAAGGGGUUAGGUUGUCCUGGGUUGUAAAACAUGGCACUCUCUGGUGGCUACACCUUCCUAGCUGAUCAGCACCCAUGUGCUAAUUUUCCAGACUGGGGCUGGCACUUAAUCAAUUGUUGAUGAUGAUGUUUUAAUCGUUUUAUUUACCAAUCUCUGUUUAGAUGAUUGUGCUGCUGUUUGGUGUGGACUCUGCUGUUGCCAUAACCCAGGGGGUUAAUUGUAUAAGGGUUGCCUGUAUCGUUUUUGGU
Molecule: messenger RNA, 3922 nt
Organism: Trachemys scripta elegans
Lineage: Eukaryota; Metazoa; Chordata; Testudines; Emydidae
Gene: SPEF1
Product: sperm flagellar 1
Exons: 7
Coding region: 83-799 (238 amino acids)
Biological process (GO): regulation of cytoskeleton organization
Cellular component (GO): axoneme
Molecular function (GO): microtubule binding
Source: RefSeq, a predicted model, not a curated record